This is a messenger RNA of Neurospora tetraspora, 1704 nucleotides long. RefSeq lists its product as uncharacterized. Gene Ontology annotation, molecular function: CoA-ligase activity. The transcript has 5 exons. The record is from RefSeq and is a predicted model, not a curated record. NCBI's taxonomy places the organism in Eukaryota, Fungi, Ascomycota, Sordariomycetes, Sordariales, Sordariaceae. Gene Ontology annotation, biological process: secondary metabolic process. The coding region runs from base 1 to 1704 and encodes 567 amino acids.
AUGCCUUUCACUUCGCCCUUCAAGGAUUUGGACAUUCCCACCAAUGUCGAUGUGUGGUCUCUUGUUUUUGACCGGCAGAAUGUUCCGUUCCCGACCUCCAAGAGGGUGAUGACCUGCGCCGAAAACACCGAGCUUUCGCAUACUUGGGACCAAAUACGGGCUGCGUCCAUCGACUUUGGCAAGGGCAUGAAGGAUAUGUGGCGUUGGAGGAAGGGUGAAGUUUUGGCGUUGUAUACGCCGAAUAGCAUCGAUGUAAGCCUGCCGCCGAUACAUGAAGCGUGGCGUUGGACCCCAAUCGUCACUCUCGGCGCCAUCUGGGCCGGCGCCGUCGUCUCGCCCGCCAACCCGCUCUACACCGUCGAAGAGCUCACCUUCCAACUCAAAGACUCGGGCGCCAAAGCCAUCGUCACGCAAGCUCCCUUCCUCAAGACCGCCGUCGAAGCGGCCAAGAAGGCCGGCAUCCCCAACAACCGCAUCAUCCUAGUCGGCCAGCACAGCGACCCUUUGGGGAAAUUCAAGCACUUUCGCAACAUCAAGUGCGUCGACUUCCCCGCCCGCUUCAGGAAGACCAACAUCAACCCGGAGAAGGACCUCGUCUUCCUGGUCUACAGCUCCGGCACGACGGGCCUGCCCAAGGGCGUGUGCUUGACGCAUCUGAAUGUUGUCUCCAACAUUUUGCAGGCCGCGGAUGUGGAUGGGAGAUAUUGGUCUGCGACUGGUGGGUUGGACGGUGAAGGCGAUAAGUUUUUGGGCGUGCUUCCGUUUUUCCACAUCUAUGGCCUCACCUGCGCCCUCUUCAUGUGUCUCUACCUCGGGUGGGAGAUGUUUGUCGUCGAGCGGUUCGACCUGGAGAAGGCCCUACAGACGAUCCAAGACCAGCGCAUCACGGGCUUCUACGUGUCUCCUCCGGUCGUGUUGGCCUUCGGCAAGAGCCCGCUGGUGGACAAGUACGAUCUCAGCACGCUCAAGGUCAUGCACUCGGGCGCCGCGCCCCUGACGAGCGAGCUCACCGAGGCCGUCUGGCAGCGCCUCAAGAUUCCGGUCAAGCAGGGCUACGGCCUGAGCGAGACCAGUCCCGUGGUGUCGUGCCAGACUGUGGAUGAGUGGGCUAAGUUUAUGGGUUCUUGCGGCAAGAUGAUGCCGAACAUGGAGGCGAAACUGGUGGAUGAAGAGGGCAAGGAGGUUGCCGAUGGUGAGGUUGGCGAGCUGUGGGUCAAGGGACCUAAUGUGUUCAAGGGUUACUAUAAGAAUCCAGAGCGCACAAAAGAGGCCUUUUCGGAGGACGGCUAUUUCAAGACAGGAGACAUGUUCCACAUCGACAAGCACGGCAACAUGUACUGCGUGGAUCGUCUCAAGGAGUUGAUCAAGUACAAGGGUUUCCCUGUCCCACCAGCCGAACUCGAGGGUCUUAUCCUAGGCCAUAGCGAUGUAACGGAUGUGUGCGUUAUUGGUGUCGAGGACCAUAGCCAAGCUACCGAAGUGCCUCGGGCGUACGUCGUCCUUCGGCCAGACGUGCAAGCCAGCGACAGCAAGGCGCAGGAGAUCAUUGACUACGUUGCUAAGCAAGUUGCUCCUCACAAGAAGUUGCGCGGAGGUGUUCGAUUUGUUGCCGAGGUGCCCAAGUCGCCCAGUGGAAAGAUUCUCCGGAGAAUGCUGAGGGACAAGGUGAAGCAGGAGGAGCGUGUUGCGGGAUCAAAGCUUUAA